UGUGAACAAAAACCAACGUUCUCCUGCAAAUGGCGGCCCUCGGCAUCCUUCCCUCAACAGCAAGCCGAGCCGCAUGAUGUAACGACGUCUUUCUCUUAGUGAGCUGAAUGGAAGCUGCGGCUGCGGCAGCCAAUGUCAAUGGCGCCCAGCCCGCCCCUCAGCCUCCUCCCGCUCAUCGCAUGCCACCGAGACCUCCACAGCCCCGACGCCAACGCAACAGCAGCGAGCCCCCCAACAACAGAGAGCAACAAGGCCAGGCCGCCCGCACUCCCCGUCCCCGUCGCCCCCGAGCAGCGGCAGCGGCAGCGGCAGCGGCAGCAGCAUCAUCAGACAACAUCUCUGUGCCGCCCCAGCACCAUCGUCAGGCCACACCUGAGAUUCUGAUGGAUGCCAGUCGUCGUCUCAUGGGCCAAACGCUCGGGCGAGGAGGAGGGGUGACGGGUGUGCGUCAGCGGCUGGAGCGGCUGGAUCUGGGCGUGACGCCACCGAGGGGCGGCAGGGGGCGCGGGAGGAUCGCAGCACGAGGGGCCGCUGGGAGGUCGGGGGCGCGCGUGAGGGACGGGAGGAUGGAGGACGUAGAGAUUCGUGACGAGCAGGGAGAGGGGGACGGGCUGGUGGCGGGCGAUCGUGACCGUCAUGGCGGCGGGGGUUUGCCACCGUUGCCUCCACUCCGAGGCACCCCGGGUCGCCGUCGCGUCACAAAUCGUGGAGGCACACACAUGUAGGCAAACACACUACACACAAUCCAUCCAUCCGUCCAUCCGUGUUUCUAUUGGCGGCGUGUUUGUGUGUGCAGCACUCGUGGGGCACCGCGCGGCCGGGGGUUCCUGAGGAUGGAGAUGCCCAGCGACGGUAGCAGCGAUGGAUCUGGUCGUGGUCGUGGUCUGGGGAUGGGGAGGGGGAUGGGACGGCUGAGGAUUGGGGGGCGACACGGCGGCGCAAGGAUCAGACCACCUGACGCGCCGGCAAGAGAACGUAAGCAUAGGAAAUGGAAGCAAGGGAAGAAACGAAGAGGACAUACACAACGAAACGGCCGGGAUGGACGGUUGUUGUGUGUUGUCCCUUUCCUUGUGUCUUUAGCGAAUCGGCUGCCUCGUCUGGAGAUGCCGCAGCUGGCGGUGCCGGCCAGGGGCAUCAGCCCCAUGCGCGCAUUCAACCGUCUCCCCUCAUCCCCUCCCGCCACCCGCGGCAACCAGGACAACGACAACCAAGACGAGGAAAACAACAAUAACAACAACGAAGUUGAGCCGCAGAACGACGCCGACAACAUGAACCAGCCCCUCCAACCUGCACCAGCGGGCUUCAACCUGGCCGACCUGCCCUCAUCUGCGUUCCGCACCCCAGAUCAGGGGCCUCUCUGGGGGCCUGGCACCCCUCCCACACCGCCCCCCUUCCGUCGUGCGCGACGCCGUCGUGCGGCGGAUGACAGCACGCUCGGUAGGGGCAGGCGCAGCUCGGGAGCACGGUCCAACAGUGAGCCUCGCAACCCUGCCAGGGUGGAUCCUGAGGUCAAGGUGAGUGAGUCGAGGAUGGAGGGGUCUUUGAUCUCUUGUGCUGUGCUUUUGGUCUGGAUGGAUGGAUGGAUGGCUGUGUACUAUUUUUUGUCGCUCCUCAGAAUUUCCUGGAUGGUUUGGGUGAGGGUGAGCUGGAUGACGAGUGGAAGAAGACCUACCGCUGUCCGAUCUCACACUGCUUCCCCGCCUGCCCCGUCGUCACCAAACACGGUGCGGACGGACACACGACACGCACACCAACGAAGCGAACACAAAGUCAAACCUCUCCUCUCCUUACUCAGGCAACACCUACGAUCGCGACGCCAUCCUCGAGGCGCUCCGCCGCGAGCCCCGUUCCCCCCUGACGCGCGAGCCGCUCAACCGCCAACACCUCUACCCAAAUCGUGUGGCAGCGGCCGCCAUCGAAGCCUACGGCCGGCAACUGAUGCGGCAGAGGGAGGAGGAGCAGGGUAGGGAGCGGGGCCAGCCGGCCGAUCUGGGGCCGCGUGAGAUGAUUGAGGAUGGCGUGCAGGCGGGGAGAGAGGGGGAGGGGGACGGUGAGGUGGAUGGCGGUGCGGGUAUUGGUGUUGGCGUUGGUGGAGACGAUAGGAUGGAGAUGGAGGUGCAGGCGGGGCCCAACAUGGUUGACGGUGAGCCGGGGCGACACCAAGUCAAGGCAGGCGGGCCGUUAAGGCGGACGAGACGUUUGCAUGCGCCAUCCAUCCAUCUUUUGUGUUGUGUGUGUGUAUGUGUGUGUGCGUGUAUGUGUCUUUCAGAUUCGACACAGACGUUCCCAUCGGACAUCCUCGAGCUGGUUCCACACACACACACACGCACAAGAAAUGGCCCAAAGCCCAUGGUUGAUGUCUCUCUUGUAUGUGUAUCCUGUGUCUAUCCAUCACCACCAGGUGCGUACCAACGAGCAGCUUCGCGAGUUCCUGAAGAAAUUCCACCGCGAUCGAGCGGCCCGCCGUGAGGUGGCGCGACGGGCCGCUGCGGCUCCGCAGCACAUCAAACAACUCAUCACCAAACUCAAGAAAGUACCAGGGUACACCAUCAUUCAUCCAUCCAUCCAUCUGAUGCACCCGUACAUCAGUGUGUGUGCACGUGUGUGUCUCCUUCCCUCUCUGCUUUGUGUGUGGUUGCGUGCAGUGGCGAGCGGAUGAUGCAGUUCCUGGAUGGUGAGGAGGAGAGGCUGAGCCGGCCGCGACGGGGCGACAUGGAGAGGGUUCUCGACCAAAUCGGGGCAAUCGUAGAGGUGCGCACACACACACACACACACACACCGACACGUAUACGUAUACGUAUUGGUCACUCGUGUGGGUGCAGGCUGCGGGCCAUCCUGUUGACGGCGCCAACGGAGGGGCGGCCCAGGCCGAUGCAGCAGCUGCAGCACCCAACCAGCAGCCGCACUGACAUGACACCGUAGAUCAAUGAUACAGAUAUCAGCCAAGUACUGCUGUUAGAUGUGUCCGCAUGCGUGUGUGUGAGAAGAUGGCGGCCUGUCUGCCCAAGAUAGAGGGAG
This is a messenger RNA of Vitrella brassicaformis, 3018 nucleotides long. The record is from the annotation of a GenBank genome assembly. Lineage: Eukaryota; Vitrellaceae.